This is a messenger RNA of Nipponia nippon (crested ibis), 393 nucleotides long. Lineage: Eukaryota; Metazoa; Chordata; Aves; Pelecaniformes; Threskiornithidae. The record is from RefSeq and is a predicted model, not a curated record.
AUGAACCACAGCAGCUGCAGUAUCACAGCCUAUGAAAACUUUCCACUUGUCCAGCUGUGUGUUUACAUCCCAGUUUUGCUUUUGGGCAUUUUGCUGAACGUGUUGGCGCUGUGGGUGUUCUGCUGCAAACUCAGGAAAUGGACAGAAACCAGAGUAUACAUGGUCAACUUGGCUGUGGCUGACUGCUUGCUGCUCUUUACUUUGCCUUUUAAAACUUUAUCCCAGUUCCAUCAGCUGAAGGUGGGUAAAUGGUGCCUGGUUCUGGAAGGUGGCUAUUUCAUAAACCGCUUAAUGAGCAUUGGUAUCAUCACUGUCGUAGCAGCUGAUAGGUACCUUGCCAUCAAGUACCCUUUGAAAGCCAAGAAGACCCAAAACAAGUACAGCCAGCGGUAA